GAAAGAAAUAUCUUACAGAAGAACUUGGACUGAAUUUACUGAUGUACAAAGGAAGGGACGGAUCUCCAUUGUGGUAGCUUAACACUGAGUGAAAAAUGAUGAAUGAUAAAUUCAUAUAUCAGAAAAUAUUUUCACUUGGCUGCCGUAAAGAUGAUUUCUAAACCCACAGUAGACUUAAAAUUUCAAUCAUGUUAGCUUGAAUGAUUUAGUUGACUUAAGCUCGAGACAAGAAAAUAAAUUUAGAAGUAGAUACAGCCCAGCUUUCAGCUUUUAACACAGUCUCUCAAUGAACACAGACACGUUAGUAGACGGAAAGCCAAGCUUGAGCACCAUCUUGCCUUUGAUACAAGCGUUUCAAAACUCUUAUAUCAAAUUUAUUAAUCUUUCAUCCAAGGUGGUCUUAACUGUAGCAGACCGAUAGGUUGUUUUGGGAUCGAGCCUUGUAUUAUAUUUCGGUAAUAUCUAGACUGGGCCUAUUGUGCAUUUUGUUAGAUGCCGAGAAACGUGUAAUUGGCACCAGUUUCUUAGUUUGCUAAAUAUUGUAUAAGAUUCAAAAUAUUUGUUGCAGGAAAUGGUCUGGGAGGGAAAUAUAUCAUCCACUUUGAAUUUACCAUCAUUCCUUUAGAAUUCGAAUGUGGGCAGGGGUAACUCGUCCCCGUGACAGGGGUAACUGCUCCUUGCGGCGCACUAAAUUGAUGUGGCAAUGGUUUCAAAGGUAGCCCUCAUACUAAACCCAAAAGUUCUCGUUUGAAAUGUGAGUUACUCUGUCUGUCCAGCAGAUGAACACGCGUGAAUUGACUAGGAAAAAUACGCGGGGGUUAACCUUAGAAGAAAAUGCUAGGGAUGCGUCUACCAGAAAAAAUCCAUGACCCUAUCCUGGAAUAAAAUUCUGAAAAGAUGAUGUCUUCAAUCGGCAUACAUGUGCCGGAAAAAUAUAGAGAGAGAAAGAAAAGGUAUAGCCCUGUCACGGAAUUUAAGGUUGAAAGUGACAUCCUGUUGGAAGGCACAUUCCCAGUGGAUAGUCAAUGUAUUAAGAUGGCACAUCACCAGGAAAAAAUGACGCAUUUUUAUUAGAUUUCAGUCACAAUAUUUUGCAUAAAAAUUAAAUGACACAAUAUUCUGCAGAGGUUUAUAAAUCGCUGCGUUGCAUCUAGAACACCGGGAGGAGGAGCUGUAUCACUCACAUGGCCUGAAUCCAACAUGGCAGCGAAAUCGAAAUUCUGGCCUGUCUUUGAGAACCUAUGUUUAAGUGACGUAAACACGAAGCCUCAUUAUGUAUUGCAUUUAAUUAACAUAAUUCGAGAAGAAAAACCCUUAAAGAAUAAAGAAAAUGCUAAGGAAUUUGCUCAGAGAAUCAAAAAAUGGUUUGUGUCAACUGAUGAGAGAUGGGUGGCAUUAUGUUUUAUGCCAAACUGUUUGAAAUACUUUGGUGCAGAGUUGGUGCAGCAAAAUGCAGUUUUUUGGAUGAAAUCUCUGGUGCAAACCUUCAAUUCUAAGCCAAGAGGACAGAUUUUGCAGCUGGUAUUAGACUGUGUUCAUAAACUGCUUCCUUUAUCUGUUGAAUUUGAUGACAUCUCUAGGGAUUUUGCUUUGAAUCUUAUUCACCCGUUUUUAACCACUUUAACAUCAUACACUAAUUCAGAGACAGAAUUUUUAGAGAACAGAUUAAUGGUUUACAGACAGAGCAUAAUAUGUUACCCUGGCCCAACAGGACGGUUCAGAACCCAUAUUGAAAACCACAGCCUGUCACUGAUUGGUCAUAACAUAGAUUCUGUGAGAUUGAAAGCCUCUAAAUGCUUAGCAGUCAUACCACAAUGUGGGACUUCAGGGGAGAAAGGCACCAAGUUUGCAGAAUUCUGGAAUAAGCAAUUUGGUUUAACCUUGAAUACAAUAAAAGAACUUAUUGAGGGUUUCUUGCUGUCCAAAGAUGAGAAAAGUGCCAAUCAAAACAGUCCCAAAUUAACUUUGAAGCUCCCAAAGAUAUUGCUUGCACAGCCACAUCACUCAAUCACUCUAAGCAGACAAAUUACAAGUCUGAUUUUGGUCCUUGAGGAGAUGCUGACUUACAAGUUUCCAAGCAUGGUAAACUUAACACUACAACCUGUCAUUUCACUUUGCCUUAAGAUCUUUAGCAAACAAGUAGAUUUAGAAAACAGUUCUAUUGAAGGUGCAUGUGUAAAUGUCAUCUUGCCACAAUUGUGGGGUGGCUGUUUAUCACUUAUGAAUACUAUUGUUAUACAGAUUGGAUCACUUGCCUUACCCUAUCAAAGCAGCAUAAGUAACAUGGUUUUUGAGACAUUAUCAUUUGCACAAAAAGAUGGUAAAGCCUACUACAAUGAGCACCCAAGAAUUAAAAUGUGUGCAUAUAAGCUAAUGACAAACUGGAUAACUUUCAUCGGAGAAAUAGACAGAGAGGUCAUUUCAAAGAUUAUUGAUUUGAUCUUUCAUGAUAUCAAGCAAGUGAUGGACAAGGAGAACUCUGUUACAAACCUGGCUAGCGUGAAACAAAAGAAGCAGAAACAUGGAAAGAAACUGCAGGAAGAUAUUGUCGAGAGUGCAAUGGCUGGAAAGAUGGUUGAUAGAACAGAAAAUAGUGAUAUUGCCAUGGCUGCUUUAGACCUGUUAGAAACCUUGAUCAAGACCUCAGGAUCUAGAAUGAUGCUUGAAACUAUCCAAAAAAUUGAAAGUUUUGUGUUUUGGUGUGUAUUGCAAUAUCAGAGCCAUUGA
This is a messenger RNA of Rhopilema esculentum, 2727 nucleotides long. Its product is annotated as proline-, glutamic acid- and leucine-rich protein 1. Gene Ontology annotation, cellular component: nucleus. The record is from RefSeq and is a predicted model, not a curated record. Gene Ontology annotation, biological process: rRNA processing. Lineage: Eukaryota; Metazoa; Cnidaria; Scyphozoa; Rhizostomeae; Rhizostomatidae.